Molecule: messenger RNA, 4342 nt
Organism: Anolis carolinensis (green anole)
Lineage: Eukaryota; Metazoa; Chordata; Lepidosauria; Squamata; Anolidae
Gene: il17ra
Product: interleukin 17 receptor A
Exons: 12
Coding region: 347-2827 (826 amino acids)
Molecular function (GO): interleukin-17 receptor activity
Source: RefSeq, a predicted model, not a curated record
CCUCAAGUGGCGCGAGCCGCCCUUUACGAGAAGCGGCAGAGGCCCCGCCCACUUCUCUGCAAGCCCCGCCCCCUCUCGCGCCAGCUUUCUUCAAGACAACCAUUUCAACUCUCAGGUGGCGCAACUUUCUCGACGACGAGAAGCGACACAGGCCCCGCCCACUUCCCGCAAGCCACGCCCCCUCGGCGUUGUUCCUGGGCUCGUGCCUCAGUCUUGCCCCGCCCCUCCUCCUUCCUCCUCCCUGGCUCGAGCCUCCUCAGGUAAACUUCCGGACUUUCCACCUCGCGUCUCUUUUCGGGUUUGGUCCCGGAAGUUGGCUGCAUUAGCGGUCGGUGGAGCGAGGAGGAUGGGGGUCGCGGCUCUCCUGCCUCCGGUACUUCUUCUGGGUCUCGGGGCGCCUCUUGUUCCAGGGCUGAGGCUUCUCAGCGACGCGCGGCACUUCAACUGUUCCCAGCCGGGUCUACUCUGCCUUGUGAGAAAUAGUACUUGCAUGGAUCAAAGCUGGCUCCGUUCUUGGGAAUGGACUCCCUCGGCCCCAAGUUCCAUUAAUGUCCAUGUUGGUACUUAUUUUGAUGCAGAGAGGAAACUGGUCCCUGUCCUGAAAACAGAAUGGAAAGUAGCUACUGAUGCAAGUAUUCGGUUUCUCAGAGGGGUAGAAUUGACGGUACUACAGGUGAGCAGUAACCAGCAGGUCUGUGUGCAGUUUGACUUCCAGAAUGAUCUGUUGUCUCAAGUCUCUCCAAGUAGUGGACGCCCGGUACAACCAGGUCAGGCAUACCAUGUAACUGUUCAGCACCUGCCCAUACUAAGUACCCGAGGAGACCAUAACUGGAAAUCCAUGCCAUUCACAGUACCAGACUGCUUAGAUCCCCUCAUGAAAACAACAGUUCCAUGUGUGAAAAUAGGCAGUCUGUGGGAACCCAACAUUUUUGUGGAAAGCCAGGAUGUUGAUAGUCUGUUGGUGAUCUUCAACCCAGCUGUGGAGUCAACCAGUUACAUCAUCCAUGUGACCAGUUUUCAAGAUGAAAAGGAAUGCAAAAAGGCCACAAAACAAAUCUCAGAGGAGGGACUGCAACAGCGACUGAAUGUCACAGUUGUGCUAGAGAGAAACUUAAAGAGUUGUUGUGAAUACCAAGUGCAGAUCCAGCCAUUCUUUGCAGCCUGUGCCACAGAUUGUAGGAGACAUUUGGUUUCUAUCCCAUGUCCCACACUUUCUCCAGUAAACGAAAUAGAGGACCCAGAUUAUCUUUCAGUGGGGCUGCCCUUAGCCCUCACAGCGAUCUGUAUUUUAUUAGUUGGGUCAGCUGUUGCGUCAACUAUUUGCCUUGCUCGAAGGCAUAAAGUAACAAAUUCUGGAGCAAGUAAUAGCGAUGAAGCAAGCCAUGAUCUACUGUCCACAUCACCAACUCCUCCACCGCUGAAGCCUCGUAAAGUUUGGAUUGUGUAUUCUGCUGAUCAUAAGCUCUAUGUAGAUGUUGUGAUGAAGUUUGCUCAAUUCAUGAUCACAGUCUGUGGUACUGAAGUAAUUCUAGACCUGUUGAAUGAGCGUCAGAUAUCUGAGAUGGGACCUUUACGCUGGCUUACACGUCAAAAACAGGAAAUGGAAGCACUCUCUUCCAAGAUAAUUAUCUUGUGUUCCCGUGGCACUCGAGCCAAGUGGCAGGCCAUGCUUGGUCGUGAUGAGAUAUCUGUGUCUCUCAGGCAAGAUAACCUGCUUCCAGUUGGAGAUAUGUUCACUCCAGCAUUGAAUCUGAUCCUGCCAGACUUUAAGCAGCCAUCUUGCUUUGGCAUGUAUCUAGUUUGUUACUUCGAGGGCAUAAGUAAUGAGAGAGAUAUUCCAGACCCAUUCAAUGUCACUUCCAAGUACCAACUGAUGGACAAGUUUGAGGAAGUUUACUUCCUGAUUCAGAAUCUAGAAAAGUUUGAGCCAGGGCGGAUCCAUCAGAUUCCGGAGAUCUCACCUGAGAAGUACAUGGAGAACCCCAGUGGUAGACAACUGAAGGAGGCACUGCAGACAUUCCAAAAAUGGCAGGCUGAACACCCUGAUUGGUUUAAAAAAGAAAAUACCCUCUCUGCAUCUGAGGAUGAUUUGCAGUCCCUUAAUGGGGAGCUCUCUGAAGAAUUAACACCACUCCAGGGAGGAAUUGUGAAACAUCAGCUGAUUCUACAGGAACCCAUUCACAAUAGCUGUUUGGUCAACCUCUUGGUAACUGAAAAUGACCUGGGAGCUCAUCGACUGCUGCCCAAGAUUCAUUCUGAGGAUGAUGUAGCUUUCCAGACCCUGGUGCUCCCUGCGGAUGAUAGUUCUCAAGUUCAGAUGUUAAUGCCAUAUGAUCUUGCAGAAGAGGGAGGGAUACUUAGCCAUCAUCUGUUGACCAAUGAAGACAGUCUGGAAAGAAUGCCUAUAACAGACGUUAACCUCUUAAGGAGGAACAGCGCUAUUUUUCAGGAUGAUGUAUCCUCAAGUCCCCAGCCCUUAUCAGCUGAUGUGAGGCAACAGCUGAGUGGAUUAAUGUACUCUCUCUAUCAGCAAAGCAUUACCCCUUGUGAGCCAUCUCUCUGCCAAAAUAAUACCAAUGAGCAACAUGGUCUGGUUUUUGACUCUAGCAAAGAUCAACGACAAUCAGUGCAGUCAGACCAGGGUUACAUCUCCAGGUGUUCUCCUUUGCCUUCUGAUAGCCCUGUAGAGGAGGAGGAGGAGGAAGAAGGUGGCCAAGAGAAGGAAGGGCAUAGAUAUAAUGGGUCCCUCUCCCAAGAUGUAUUGGACAAUUUAAAAAGUCUUCAGCAACAACUGUUUUUCCAAGAUAUUCAGCACAGUUUCAGCUAGGAUCUCAUCAGAGGAGAGACUUUCUGGAUCUUUAUUCAGGUCCUGAUCUAUAUUUUGCAACAAAAAAGAAGUGUUUGUUAUUUGGAAUGCACACAUUUAUGGCAACUAUAUUUCCUUGUGUUUCGUGCUUCUGUGAAGUCUAAUGGGUAGAAGGACUGAUGACAGCUGCCAUUUUGUAGCCAGAUUAAGCUAUCUACUUAUGCAUUCAAGUUAUAAUGUUUAUUAGAGCAUCCUUACCCCGUUAUCCUCUAAAUGUAAGAUGUAAAAAUUGUAAAUAAUGUUGUCUCAUACAAAUUAACUGAGACUAUAAUCUACUUGUCAAGUAACAUAGGAACUGCUUCAUAGUAGACAAAUUGUCAAGUUAUCCCAGGUGGCCAGAACCCUAUAUGCUAGCUUGAGACAUGUUUCUAGGAAAGAAAGAAACAAAUGUAGCCAGUGGAUGCACAUGUGAUACUGGUCCAUGAUACACUUGAAAGGCCCUUACAUCAGAUAGCAUUAAGAAGUGCUAUUAAAGGAGACAAAGGAUGGUAUUGGCAUGAACUAUUCGUCACAAUGGAUAACUGAUUUUAACUCGGAUACAUUGUUUAUAAGAGCCAGCCUCAUUGAGAUUUUUAAAAGAUCUGUCUAGUGGACCAAUAUUCUAUUUUCUGGCACCCAGGCAGAUGUUUCUACACACGUUUUCUCCAGUUGUUGGUCUCUAGCAGAAGUUCCUAUCAUAUUGUCUUUCAAUAGAGAGGUUGUAGCAAUUAUGGUGAUGAUUCAUAUCUACAGUUGAGCCUGUCCUCUGUAGACCUGUGUAAUUCACUCUUUAAAAGCAUCUGAACCAGCAAAUUAUGACAAUUUAUGUGUUGUAUGAAAAUUUAGAGGUUGAGCAUCUCUUAUCCUGAAACCUGAAAUGGUGGACGGGUAUACACAAAUUUUGUUUCAUGCACAAAAUUAUCAAAUAAUAUUGUGCAUAAAUUUACCUUCACAUAUGUUAUAAGAUGUAUAUGAACCAUAAAUUAAUUUCAUGUUUAGACUUGGGUCCCAUUUCCAAAUACCUCAUUUUCUACGUAUAUGCAAAUACAGGUAUACCAAAAUAUGAAAUCCAAACCAUUUCUAGUUUCAAGCACUUCAGAUAAGUGGCACUUAAUCUGUACUUUCUACUCUUUUCCCUGAAUCUGCCUCUGAUCAAUUUCACAAGUUGAUUUUGAGUUGUUUGAUUAUGAGAUAGAAAGAAAAUCCUUUUAUGCACUUCAUGUAUUGCUUGAUAUGUUUGCAUCAUGUUUCUUCUUAGUCUUUUUAUUCUUCUCAGCCUUUUUCAGUCUUGGUUGGUUUUUUUGGGGGGGGUGAUAUUUUGUUUUGUUUUUGGGGGGGUUGCAUCUUUCCAGCUUUCAGCUAGGCCACAGCUAAGCUCAAUUUUACAACUCAGUUUACCAUGUUUUUAUAUCAAGUAAUUGUAUACAAUUAUGAGUUUCAUUGUGAGUUCCUUAUUUUCAGUCCCUUAAUAAAUCUUAAUAUGUUUUUCAGCGUUAA